AUGAUCGAGCAUGGGGAGCGGGCGAAGCGCCUUCAAGAGGUCUCAGCCGUUCACCUGGGCAACUUGACCUCCUACACAGGGUUCUUUACUGUGGAUGCCCUCAAGGGAAGCAACAUGUUCUUCUGGUACUUCCCUGCCAUGAACGGCAAUGCGGCUGCUCCUCUCCUCGUGUGGCUGCAGGGAGGACCAGGAGGGUCAAGCAUGUUCGGGCUGUUCCAUGAGAUCGGUCCCUUCUCUCUCUCGAAGCAGAACGGGAAGGUGAAAUUGGAUCCUCGUGAGACCACAUGGAACAAGCGCUACUCCCUCCUCUUCAUCGACAACCCCGUGGGAGCUGGAUUCUCCUACACCUCCUCACAGUCAGGGUACCCUACCACAGAGGAGGAGGUAGCCAAGAACCUUUUGUCCUGUCUGUUGCAGUUCUACCUUGUGUUCCCUUCCUCGCUCAAGGUCCCCCUCUACAUUACAGGGGAGAGCUAUGCUGGCCACUACAUCCCUGCCUUCGGCUUCGCCAUCCUGCAGCACAACGACAUGCUGGUACCUGACAGCCCUGAACGCGUCCCCCUUGCCGGCAUCGCCAUCGGGGACGGAUGGAUUGAUCCGAUCAACAUGGUCCCCGUGUACCCGCAGCUGCUGCUCGAGACGGGGCUGAUAGACACAGCAGCAUCGGUGAAGUUUGAUGAGAUGUGCUCCAAGAUCGUCACUGCGAUCAAGAGCAAGUACAUGGAGCUGGCGUUCGAAACUUGGGAUGAGAUGAUUAACGGUGACCUGUUCCCUUACGGCAGUUUGUUCUUCAACUACACGGGGAGUUACGAUUACGACAACUUCCUCAACACUGACCAGCCACAGGAAUUCUCCCUGUAUGCUGAGUAUCUUGACACCAAGGACGUCAGGGAGCAAAUUCAUGUUGGAAGUGUUCCCUUUGGUACCAACGCAUCUGAUUGUGAGAAGAGCCUCAAGAGCGACUUCAUGCGCUCCAUGGUCCCUGAGCUGACAGCUCUGAUCGCGAAGACAAAGGUCCUGAUCUACUCCGGAAACCUCGACAUCAUAGUGGGGGCACCUUUAACAGAAGCUUUCAUGAGCAAGCUCAAGUUCGACGGCAGCGCCGGCUUUCAUGCCGCCUCCAGAAGACCGUACAAGUUGUCUUCCUCGAGUUCAGACGUCGCUGGUUACGUGAGGCACUGGGGGAACUUGACGCAGGUGGUGGUCAGAGGAGGAGGGCACAUCCUGCCCCACGAUCAGCCUGUCGCUUCCUUGGACAUGAUCACUCGAUUCGUUGAGACCAAGGGAGGAUGGUGCUCCUGUGACGAUUCGACAUGCUCGAAGAAAGGAGACGACAGCGAGGUCUGCUGCCCGAGCGGCGUCUGCCAGGGAAGGAGCACAUCAUGA
Messenger RNA from Guillardia theta CCMP2712, 1386 nucleotides. RefSeq lists its product as hypothetical. Gene Ontology annotation, molecular function: serine-type carboxypeptidase activity. The record is from RefSeq and is a predicted model, not a curated record. NCBI's taxonomy places the organism in Eukaryota, Cryptophyceae, Pyrenomonadales, Geminigeraceae. The coding region runs from base 1 to 1386 and encodes 461 amino acids. Gene Ontology annotation, biological process: proteolysis. The transcript is spliced from 8 exons.